AUGUCUCUAUGGGUACAACGAACAUCGACAGGUGGAGGAACUCUUGUGCAUUACUCGGUACAAACAAAUGGUAAAGGAUGGUGUAUUGUUCCAAUAGGAUUUUCCUCUGCUGGUAAUAUAAUUGCUACUGUUUGGGCGCCACAAAACCAGGUAACAGGUCCUAUUCUAUCGGUCAACACGUGGACACAUAUUGCCACUACCUAUUCACAAACAUAUGGGCUUACAUUGUAUGUUAAUGGAGUAUUUGUUGGUAGUACAGCUCCACAGUCCAAUGAUGCACCAGAUACAGCGAUUAUUCUGAUACUGGGCAACUCACUAGGUGGUGGCGGAUGUAAUUCACAGUCAAUUGUAACAGGUAUAUUUUCUGGCUAUUUAGAUGAGUUUCGUGUUUACUCACGAGAACUCAGUGCUAGAGAGGUAUCUGCACUUACUAAAGAUAAAAGCUGCAGUGACGGAAUUAUGAACGGUGAUGAAACGGACAUCGAUUGUGGAGGUUCAUGUCUUACAUGUGCUGUGGAUUCUUCAUGUCAAUCAUUAACUUAUAGUCCAUAUGUAUCAUACUCGACUGGAAAUCAACCAGGGUCAAUUAGUAUUGCUGAUUUAGAUAAUGAUAAUAACAAUGAUAUAAUCGUUCUCAAUGCAAAUGAUGCAAAUCUUGGAAUUUAUUUUAAUCAAGGAAAUGGAACCUUUCAAACACCGAUAAUAUUUCAAACUGCUAGUUAUCCUCAAUUUGUCGGAAGUGUUGAUUUAAAUAAUGAUAAUAACUUAGAUUUAAUCGUAGCUCAGGCUAGUGAUAAUAGUAUUGGUUUAUUUAUUGGUCUUGAUAAUAAAAGUUUUAGCUCACGUAUGGAUAUUCCAGUUGGUUCUUAUC
This is a messenger RNA of Adineta steineri, 871 nucleotides long. The record is from the annotation of a GenBank genome assembly. NCBI's taxonomy places the organism in Eukaryota, Metazoa, Rotifera, Eurotatoria, Adinetida, Adinetidae.